Miniopterus natalensis is the source of this 8613-nucleotide messenger RNA. NCBI's taxonomy places the organism in Eukaryota, Metazoa, Chordata, Mammalia, Chiroptera, Miniopteridae. The record is from RefSeq and is a predicted model, not a curated record.
CAAACCCCGAUCGCCUGGAUCCUAGGUCGAUGCUGAACCGCUGAGCCAUGCCCGGCCCAGCUGUUUUUUAUUCUUGAUUGUUGGCAUCAGUUCAAGAGGGCACAGAAGUGAGAGUAGGGAUGAGAGGCAAAGAUAGCAGAAGUGCAUUUGGAACAGGGAACCCAAUUUCAUUUAUUCCAUGUGUUGAGUUUACACUUACAGGGUCAGCACUUUUACAAAUGAAUACAGGUAAAAGCAGGUGCUGCUGUGGAAGAGAGGAUUUUGUAAAGUAGGAGUCACUGGCUGGCUCAUAACAUUGCACUAUUGAGCCACAACAAAUUUUUAUGUAAAGAAAUGCUUAAUCUGAUCAUUUCCUGUGAAAAUUUCAUCAUUCCCUGGAGUAGAUUUUACUGUUUUGGAGAAGAGAACAAGGAUCGUUACUUGAAAGUUAUAGGUGGGGGAGGGAUGGUGAUUAGUUUAGAAAAGUAUUUCCUAACAAUUAAAUCUGUCUAACAAUAAAAUGGACAUCCUAGCAAAGGAUGAGUUCUCCAUCAAAGCUUCUAUUCAUGUGGAGACUGGAUGAUUGAUCUGAUAUAAUAGAAGGUUUCUUGCAUGGGGACAAACUAUGGAUUAAAUAAUUGCUGAAGUUUCUUCCAGUUGGAAGAUUGGAGGAUUUUGACUCCAAUUGCGAUUUGUCUAAGUAUCAUUCAAUCAACAACGAUUUGAAUGCUGCUUCUGUUUUCAUUUGAAGGUUUGAAAGCCAGGGUUUUGUUUUCUUCGUUUCCUUCCUGUGUUCUGAGACAGAGCCAAGGAUUGUGAGUCUCGGUGUUGCCUUGGAUAUUCCCAUUUGGAAUUUGAGAAGCUCAAGCCAGGUGUUGGUGGUGAUGUAACAAAAGCUGCUGUCCUCACCUGUUGGGUGGGUUAGGGUGAAGUUCAUGGCAUGCACCUGGAGACAUCAGUAUAAGAAUGUGCUGCCAAGAAAUAUGGCUUAGUGCUUUGAAUUUUUGAGCAAGUCAAGUCAUUCUAGAUAAUGUUGGACCCCUAAAUUACUUUUAAAAAAUAUUUCCUGAGAAGAAUGACCUACUAUGUUGGCAAAUUCAUUUUCAGGUAUGCGCUUGGUUUUGGAUUAUUCAUGCAUUAAAGUUAUUUGGGCUGCUACCAUCUCCUGUGACCUAAGACAGUGACUGAAAUGGUCCUAGAGAAGGAAUUUUUAUCUGUAUUAAGCCACUCGUUUAUCUAUGAAUUCUUAAGAAAUUUAAUUCUUAAGUAUUAAAUGUAAGGAACUAAUUUAUUUUAUAACAUUUUGAAUUUGAGGUAUCUUAGGCCAAAAGUUCUUUUUGUAUUUGUAGCUUUUUCUGACAAUUGUGAUACUGGAAUGGAAGUAAUUUAGCCAUUGAUAAUACAUAGACCAAAGAGAACAUAAGGAUCAUAGUUUAUGAGGCUGUAGUGAACUGAAAUUCAUUUUUUUUUAAAUCUGGAAAGGAUCUUAGAAGUCAUUGACUCCAAGUCUAGGAUAUAUGAGGCAACUGAAACCCUGUAUGUAAUUUGACAAAAGUCACCCAGCUAACACAUACAGGUGUAGGUAAAAAUCAUAUGAUAUGAGGAUGGUGGAAGUAGUGACAGUACAGUUGAUGUCUCUUUAGAAAGGAGAGUUUAUAAAACUUUGAGAGAUGGACUGGGACCAGGGAAGCCCUUAGAAAUAGAGGAGUGAUACAAAGUAUGAAGUACCCUAGAAUUUCUGAUCUGCUAAGUUAAGCCUCAGAUUGAUUGGUUUGGUGGUAGCUGAAGUGGACGUUCACUUAAUCAUUUAUUAAUCAGACAUUGAUUGGCUGCCUACAAUAUUGCUAGAUGCUAUGCUAAGUGUUGGGGCUACAAAUAUGAAUAAAACAUGUCCCAGCGUUUCUACAUCUCUUAUACAGUACAAGAGAGAAUACUUUCUAUUUUGCCAUCUCUCUCAUAGAAAAAUUCAUUGUUAUCAAGUUAGUGACCUCUAAUACUUCCAAGGAAUGCCGAAAAUCAGAAUCUGAUCACACCACUAAACAAGUGGUGUCCUGGGGUCAAGGGUGGUAUGAAGAUAAAGUAUCUGAGAUGUUUCUAAAGAGACAGUCACCCGUUACCUUUGAGAAUUCUACUUUUGCCUUCCCCAAAAGGCAGGAGAUGAGUCAGUGUGGUAGGGCAGGUGUGUACCUGGUGACUUUAUGAACAAGUCCUCUACAGAGAAAUAUAAACAACCUGUCUGCUAUGGCAGUUUGGUUAGAGAUUGUUCUUCAUUCCAUUAUUGCUUCCUCAGCUGGGACUACUAACUUCAGAGGAAUUCAGGUUGGUGCCAGGCUGUCAGUCAGGGACACAGUUUCUGCCAAAGUCAAGUCGGAAAGAAGAGAUCCUUUUCAGGUGAACUUAUUUGGCAAUCAUUUGUCCUGGGUGGAGUCAGCGGACAAAGAUUGACUUUUGCUAUGAACCUUUGGGAUCUCCACUCUGUGUAAUAGCUUAUGGUUUUAUUUUAGGUUGUUCCAGAUAUUUUGUUCCUCCCAUUUCCUCAACUAGCAUUGGAAGAGUGGUCAGCUGUAAAGUUAGUGUGUAGUAUUCACUCAUUCAUUCAUGCAGCAAAUAUUUACUGAGGGCCUGUGUGCCAAGCACUGUACCAAGUGCCAGGUGAUACAUGCUGGGGACAUAUUAAUGAACAGCACACACAAGCUCCCUGCUUUCAAGAAACUUACAUAUUAGAGGAGAAGGCCAGAUAGUAACUAAUUAAAAUAAUUUCAGAGUAUAUAAAGUACCAGGAAGGACAUAAACAAAGUGUUAUGUUAGAGAAUAAUGCAGGUUGGGAGUUUUUCAGGGUUGUAGUCUGCUGCUUCCUUCUGUUAGGUUAGAUAAGCAAACUGAUGGGUAGAAAUGUAGUAUUCUAGAAAUAUAGGGGAAAAGCAUUAUUUGGUGUGGUAUUGUGGUUUUGUGGUUAAUGUAGUAGUUAAGAAAUUAAUAUAAUAUUAAUGAGGAAUUAGGAAGCUAAGUGUUACUCUUCAUAAUAAAUUCAACCUGAAAUGAAUGCACUAGGAUGGUUAGCUUCCCCACUUGGUUAGGAAGCUGCUGAAAUUGGGCUAUGAUCAUCCCAUUCCAGUGUAAUUUGAACCUUACAUGUUUAUUUCUUUCUCAGGUGGAGGCCCGAAUUUUGAUCUAUGUCCUCCCUACAUCCACUGCCUGAAAGUACUUAAUGAUCACAUGACCCUGGACAUGGAUGCUGUCCUGUCGGAUUUUGUUCGUUCCACGGGAGCUGAGCCAGGGCUGGCCCGAGACCUCCUGGAAGGAAAGAAUUGGGAUGUGAGUGCUGCCCUCAGUGACUUUGAACAGCUACGUCAGGUCCACGCUGGGAACCUGCCCCAACCCUUUAGUGAAGGGAGUGGUGCCUCCAGGACCUCUGAAAAAGGGUUUUCUGAUAGAGAGUCUACUCGCCCUCCCCGACCUACCCUACAGCGGCAGGAUGACAUCGUUCAAGAAAAACGCCUGUCUAGGGGCAUCUCCCACGCCAGCUCCAGCAUUGUUUCCCUGGCCCGGUCCCAUGUCUCCUCCAAUGGUGGGGGUGGGGGGAGCAGUGAGCACCCCCUGGAAAUGCCCAUCUGUGCCUUCCAGCUUCCAGAUCUCACUGUGUACAAUGAAGACUUUCGCAGCUUCAUAGAGAGAGACCUCAUUGAACAGUCCAUGCUGGUUGCCUUAGAACAGGCAGGGCGUUUAAACUGGUGGGUGAGUGUGGACCCCACUUGUCAGAGGCUGCUUCCUUUGGCAACUACUGGAGAUGGAAACUGCCUCCUACAUGCAGCCUCUCUUGGGAUGUGGGGUUUCCAUGAUCGGGACUUGAUGCUGCGGAAAGCUUUGUAUGCACUGAUGGAAAAGGGAGCAGAGAAGGAAGCAUUAAAACGACGCUGGAGGUGGCAGCAAACACAGCAGAAUAAAGAGUCGGGGCUGGUAUACACAGAGGAUGAAUGGCAGAAGGAAUGGAAUGAGCUGAUCAAACUUGCCUCAAGUGAACCCCGCAUGCAUCUAGGUACCAAUGGAGCCAACUGUGGUGGGGUGGAGAGUUCAGAGGAGCCUGUAUAUGAGAGUCUAGAAGAAUUCCAUGUCUUUGUCCUUGCCCAUGUGCUUAGGAGGCCCAUAGUCGUCGUGGCAGACACCAUGCUGAGGGACUCUGGGGGAGAAGCAUUUGCUCCUAUUCCCUUUGGGGGAAUCUAUCUGCCCUUGGAAGUCCCAGCCAGCCAGUGUCACCGCUCCCCUCUGGUGCUCGCCUAUGACCAGGCCCACUUUUCUGCACUUGUGUCCAUGGAGCAGAAGGAGAAUGGCAAGGAACAAGCUGUGAUCCCACUUACAGAUUCAGAACAUAAGCUGCUGCCCUUGCACUUUGCUGUGGACCCUGGAAAGAGCUGGGAGUGGGGCAAAGAUGACAACGACAAUGUCCGAUUGGCCAGUGUGAUCCUGUCCCUGGAGGUCAAAUUGCAUCUGUUGCACAGCUACAUGAAUGUGAAGUGGAUCCCAGUGUCCUCUGAUGCACAGGCUCCCCUGGCCCAGCCUGAGUCUCCCACAGCCUCAGCUGGAGAUGAGGCCCGGUCCACUCCUGAGUCUGGGGAAUCAGACAAGGAGUCAGUUGGCAGCAGUUCUACCAGCAAUGAAGGCAGCAAGCGGAAAGAGAAAUCAAAACGAGAUCGGGAGAAGGACAAGAAGAGGGCAGAUUCUGUGGCUAACAAACUGGGCAGCUUUGGGAAAACCUUGGGCAGCAAGCUCAAGAAGAACAUGGGAGGCCUGAUGCACAGCAAGGGUUCUAAGCCUGGGGGGAUGGGAACAGGGUCAGGAGUGAGCAGUGGCACUGAGACACUGGAGAAGAAAAAGAAAAACUCACUGAAGAGCUGGAAGGGUGGCAAAGAGGAGGCAGCUGGGGAUGGACCUGUGUCUGAGAAGCCCACAUCUGAGUCUGUGGGUAAUGGAGGGAGCAAGUAUAGCCAGGAGGUGAUGCAAAGCCUGAGCAUCAUGAGGAUUGCAAUGCAAGGGGAGGGAAAGUUUAUUUUUGUUGGAACCCUGAAGAUGGGUCACCGGCACCAAUAUCAGGAGGAGAUGAUCCAGCGCUACCUUUCUGAUGCUGAAGAGAGAUUCCUGGCAGAGCAGAAGCAGAAGGAGUCUGAGAGGAAGAUCAUGAAUGGAGGGGUAGGGAGUGGGCCUCCUCCAGCCAAAAAGCCAGAGCCAGAUGGUGGGGAGGAGCUGCUGACUGCCCCCCAAACAGAGUCCAAGGCAAUGGCAUAUUCUACUGGCUACCCUGGGGGCUUUACAAUCCCUCGGCCUUCUGGGGGUGGAGUUCACUGCCAGGAACCCCGGAGGCAGUUGGCAGGGGGUCCAUGUGGGGGUGGCCUCCCACCAUAUGCCACCUUCCCUAGACAGUGCCCUCCUGGGAGACCCUACCCCCAUCAGGACAGCGGCCUUUCUCUGGAGCCAGGCAGUCACUCCCAGGAUGGAGUUCACAGGGGUACAUUGUUACCACCCCACUUCCGUGUGGCUGAUUCCUAUAGCAACGGCUACCGAGAGCCCCCUGAGCCAGAUGGAUGGGCUGGAGGGCCCAGGGGGCUUCCCCCAACCCAGACCAAAUGCAAACAACCGAACUGCAGCUUCUAUGGACACCCUGAGACAAACAACUUCUGCUCCUGCUGUUACAGGGAAGAACUGAGGAGGAGGGAACGGGAACCAAGUGGGGAGCUGCUGGUGCACAGGUUCUGAAUUGGGGGGACCUUGGAGGGCAAGGGGGCUAAACAAAGAAAGUUAAGCUCAACUAAUUGGCUCAUCAAGACCCAGCCCCCACGUUGACGGGGCAAAUGCAGUAAUGUUUGUGGGAGCCUGGCUAGAAACUUUUAAGUGUGUGUGCACUGGAGAGCUGCCAGGCUGGCAAGAGCAGGCCAGGGCUGGACGGUGCCGCAAGGGCUGGACUAGUCCUUUGCAGAUCUUGACUUGAUGGGACUGAGGAGGUACAAAGGGGGAAGAUGGUGAUUCUCUCUCAUAACCCCUUGGGUCCAAGAAAGCAGUAGGGGCAGGUUUGGUGUGUGGGGGUGGGGAGGUGGUUAGCUGUCUGGGAGAGGAACAGGCAAAAGUGGUUCUUAGUCAAUAAAAGAAAAAAACAGACCAAAGUUCUUUUAGGCUGAAAAAAACGCAUGGUGGUGGAGUUGGGAGUAUGAAGAGAAACUGAUAGACAAAUUGCUAUUGAUUUGAAUUAAGAUAGAAAUUAGGGUUGGAUAAAUUCUUCCUCCUGAAGGGUCGAGAAAGACAGGGCAGAAAUAUGUGCUUAUGGGUGCCUAUUAGGAGGGAGGUCGUUUAAAUGGGUUUAUUGAGAUGGGGAAGGGAAGAACUUAAAAGAGAAAGCCUUUUCCUCUUAAGUUUAUUUCCUUCUGAACUCCGUCUGUCAUCUGUGCUCGUUUGAGAGGAGAUGGCCGAUGGCCCCCUAUCUUUUCCUCAUCCUUUUUGAGGGGCUGAGCUCAGCUAAAUUAAGAAGGUUGUGAUUUUUUUUUACAAGACUUUUAUUAAAAAAAAGAAGUUCCCUCUGGGGAAGGGAAGAGAGUGAUGGGAAGAGCCAACUGUGUGUGUUGAAUUUUCUCCAGGUGAAUUGGUGCAGAGGUGAUCUUUUUUAAACUACUUAGCAAUAACCACAUAUUGGGGUUUGAGUGUGCCUUGGGAGGGGUGGGAGGACAGACCUUUGGCCAGACUGUUUCAAACAAAACCAAAAACCUAAAUAGAGCACUACCACCCUCUGCUGCUGCAUUUCUGUAGAAAGCAACUUAUUUUUUGACUUUUUUUUUUUCUUUUUUUUUAAGGAAAAGAAAAAGACCCCAGCAAGCAAAAACAUUUUAAAAAUAAUUUUUUUUUCCUAUUUAAGUGAUUCUUUCUCCUUCCUCUCUACUUUUGGAGAAUGAACUUAACAUCCCGGCUUCUUUUGUUAAGCCAUAGCUGACCUUAAUCUGUGGUUAGUUUAUUAAAAUAAUAAAAAAUACUUUGUAAGAAGAGAUAUUUUUUAUAAUGGGACUGAUGAAACAUGGGGUAGAGGCUGGGGCAAUUUAUAAAAAAGGUAGUUAGAGAAAUCUAUUUUAGUGAACUAUAACCACAGAUCACAGAUUACUCCCAAUGAGCUGAUCUGUCUUUGGAUUUUCCCCUUUCCCUGACCCAACCCUUUUCCCCAGGGGGUGGGAGUGGGCCUGUGGGCACAGUGCGGGGAGCACCUUUGCAUUUUGCACAAAGCACAAGUCUGGACAGCCUAUGCUCUGGCCAGCACCAUUUUUAAGAGCUUUAAACCAGAGGGCCUAUUCUGGGCCAAUUUUCCUUUUCCUUUCCUUUUCCUGGGAAAAAAAUCAACUAUGCAAUUGUAUACACUCCUGGGUACAUACAAAGAAGGAGAAUAAGUGUACUUAAGUGUCCAGGUGUUAAUUUGGGCUAUUUUUCUGUAUUUGGAUUUCUCUUUGAAGGUAUCUACUCAACCCACCCCAUGGAAUGUAAUCCCCACAUUUGAUCUGAGGCAGACAUGGGCUGGGCGGGGGGAGCGCUCGUGUCUGCCAUAUGUUGCUUCUGCCCAAUCAGGAAAGUUGUCACCCUGUUUCUCCCUUGGUAACAAAGCCACCAAGACUGUCCUCUUCAUUGGAACUGCUCACAUUUUAGAAAGGUUCCUUAACAAACUUGAAAGUUACUUAUUUUCCAAAUCUGAUAGUCUGUUGAUUUUCUUAUUUCCUAUGGCUAUGAAUUCUUAAGCUUUUAUUUGAAAAUAGACGGGUUUUAAGGAAGCAAUGAGGUCAAAGGAAUUAGGUUCCAAAGGAGGGUAUGUAUAUAUUCUAUGCAGGGCUGGGACUAGUAUGAGACAAGCACUCCUCUCAGGUACAAAACUGAAGAGGGUACUGAAAAACUCAGUAAUCAAGAUAAUGUUUUAAUGCAAUAUUUUUUUAAAAAUCAAUGCAAAAAAUAUGAUGAACAAAACACCAAAAUCUUAAAGACAGGAUUUAGCAGGACUGGGAUUGGGAUGAGGGAAGCAAGGCUGAGUUGAGCAAAUACAGGAUUGAAUUCUGUCUUUAUUUAAAAUUGCGAUACUUUGUUCAUUGUGUUUUUGGUUUUAACAGUUUUGAUUUUCAAAAAUACUGCAUUAAAAUAGUAUCUUGGUUACUGGGUUUUUGGGCACUACUUAAAUUUUGUUCCCCAAAUGAGUGCCUUGCUCACCCUCACCCUGUUUUUCGGUUAGAACAACACUAGUGAGACCACCACCUUGUGGGCUUCCAUCCCCUACCGUGCACCCGAACACAGGUGGCUCAGACUCACACCUUGAAUUUGCACGACUCUCUGAGCUUUCUCAUAGGCAUCCAUCUAUGUCAUAGGAUUUUGGCCCGGACCAGUAGGAGUGGAAACAGACCAGAGAUUUCCCUAGAGAACAAAACCAGGAACAUUUUGAUUCUCCACUGGACUGCUGUGUUUGGAUUUGUUGUUAUUAGUUCUAGGUAAUACUUUUGUUUUUAAAAACUGAGGACAAAUGAACAAAAAUGGAAACCUUGUGUCGUUUGUUUUUCUUUUGAUUUAUAAAUUAACCAAUCCCAAUUUCUUCUGACUUCUUUUCAAAUAAAAAAGAUGGAAAUUCUGGGG